This is a messenger RNA of Zea mays, 1890 nucleotides long. RefSeq lists its product as uncharacterized. The record is from RefSeq and is a predicted model, not a curated record. Lineage: Eukaryota; Viridiplantae; Streptophyta; Magnoliopsida; Poales; Poaceae. The coding region runs from base 912 to 1685 and encodes 257 amino acids. The transcript has 2 exons.
UAAAUCUCUUUUCCACCGCCUCCCAGCCUCAAUCGCCAACUACACACCGGCGGCCAGAGCCCCUCCGCAUAAAGCCUGCCCAUGCGGCCCUCCGCCAAAUGCCUAUCUCGCGCCCACCAGGGCCUCGGGCUGAAGGAGAUGUGUGGGAGCGUGCGGCCGCGGACGAUUCCCGCCGGGGCUGCCGGUCCGACCUCGACGACUGUUGGAGAGGAAGCGGAGUGCUUGGGGAAGUCGUGCGGGUGCAACGUCCGGUGCCGCUGUUACCUGUGGCCGUGGUACCGCUGUUACCUGUAGCUUCCGGAAAACCGGUGCCUUCUGUGGGCCUCGACAACCUGGCUGCCGCAAGCCCAGUCGUUGCCGCGCGCUCUGCCUCUGCUCCGGACUGGGGCACCAUCGCUGCGCCGGAUAAAGCUUGGAGACGGAGAGAGCCACCGUGUGGCUGCUAAGGCGAGGUCGAAGCCACUAUCCAGUAUCGAGGGCACCUCCAUGGCGAGCAGGCCGCCGGGUGAACCUCGCCUGUGUUGUGUCCACCACUUUGGGCGAGGUGUGGCUUCAGGCCAUCAGCGGUCCUCCGUGGGGACACCUGUGGCUGCAUGGUGGCGGGAACUCCUCGCCAGCACCGCAGUUCUACGCAUCAUCGUGAAUAGGAGCCUUGUGCUGCGCAAUCAAAGAUGGCCCGUAUCAGGUGCACUGCACGUAAGUCUGUGAUCCCCUUUUUGCCUUCUCGACUAGCGGAGCGUCCUCUGCGUCGCACGGUGUCAGGUCAGUCCAGUCACCUGGAGAGACUGCAUCGUCGCCUGCAUGAGGAACAGGAGCACCGAUGCUAGGAGCAGGAGCAGCAGGACUCUUCCCCCCCACCUCAGUGGGAGGUGGAGUUUGAGAGGCGGCCUUCCCCUGCACCUCAGUCAGAGAUGCCCCCUGGACCAACACAGGGCAUCCCGGCUGCUGGAGGAGACCCUGACGGAGACGACGACGACGCUGGUGGCAGUUCGAGCCACGACACGGAGCGCUCGGAGGAGCCGGAGCCGGAGCGAUGGAUCGUGAGACCCAUCACUCGUGACGCUGCUCGCGGGUGUCACUUCCACGACGCUCUCGAUACCCUAUUACGUCGGGCCUUUGACCGACACACUUGGUCUAUCGAGUACCAUUGUGUAGUCUACCAGCAUCGUCGCGGGUUAUACCCGGACCAGUGGGAGGCUACUUGCUUGGUGCGCUGUCUGGACGAUGAUCUCCGGGGUGCAGAGGCCUUCUCAGAGCACUAUUCUAUCACUGAGAGGGACACAGCCGAGGCAGCCAUGCAAGAUGCAGCACGACGGGCACUUUCUCAUUAUUGCUCGUUGUUCAGCGGGGUAGCUGAUGGCCUUGACCUGAAGUACUACCCUCGCCGUUCGACCGGCAGUGCUGAAGGUGUGAUUGUCUCGCCAGUUAGUGAGGGCAAUCCCAGGCAGAGCAACAUGGUCAACCUGGCCGCCGUGCUCAACACAGAGUUGGACCACACCCUUGACGAAUUGGGUAAGGUUCGGGCGGAGGUUGCGGAAUUGCGUGCUGAAUGCGCGGCACGCCACUAUCUUGAUGGUGGUUCUCCCGCCCCUAUAGGGAUUCAGCACCCUUACCGUUCACCGCCCCGUGGUCGCUUCGAUUAUCGUACCCCAGACUGUAGGACCCGCAUAGAUUUAGAUCCAUAGAUUGAUGGAGUCGGAGUCUGUAAUAAUGCUUAAUUCAGUGUCUUAGUCUAGUCAGUCUUAGUUAGAGUUAGUUUCGUUAUCUUUUGUUGGAUGCUUGUCAAGAUGAACAUGUAAUGAAGUUGGAUCUUUGUAAUGAUUGUCACCAAGGUGUGGGUAUCCCCUGCAACUUGGUGUAGCUAUUAAUAAAGUCAGUUAUUUAGUUGGG